AUGUACUCCAUCAGCAUUGAGGAUGAAGACAGCUACUCCUGUGCUGUAAAAGGCCAUGAGGACCUCAGCUCUCCUGCAGUGUAUAAACCAAAGAACACCUCAGUGUCAGUCAGUCCCUCUGGUGAAAUAGUGGAGGACAGUUCAGUUACUCUGACCUGCAGCAGUGAUGCCAACCCACCUGUCCAGAGUUACACCUGGUACAAGAAGAAUGGAGGUGGCUAUCAGAGUAUGACGGGACCACAUCAUGUCUUCAAUCAAAUCCAGUCAUCUGACACUGGAGAGUACUACUGUGAGGCCCAGAAUGAGAUGGGGACAGACUGGUCUAGGACCAUAAACAUGGAUGUGAAGUCUUUACCAGAUGACCCAAAGAACACCUCAGUAUCAGUCAGUCCCUCUGAUGAAAUAGUGGAGGGCAGUUCAGUGACUCUGACCUGCAGCAGUGAUGCCAACCCACCUGUGGACAAAUACACCUGGUACAAGAAGAAUGGAGCUUCACUGACAGGAUCUGAAAAGACAUACACUUUCACGACCAUCAGCUCUGAGGACAGAGGAGAAUAUUACUGUGAGGCUGAGAAUAAAUAUGGACGUCUCAACUCUUCUUCUGUGUCUGUGGACGUUCAGUGUUAGUUCAUCUAACCUCAUCUUUUGAUCAGAGGAUCACAUUUAAAUUCAUAUUUCAAUCACAAGUAAAACACUAUUUU
This is a messenger RNA of Salvelinus fontinalis (brook trout), 701 nucleotides long. Its product is annotated as B-cell receptor CD22-like. The record is from RefSeq and is a predicted model, not a curated record. NCBI's taxonomy places the organism in Eukaryota, Metazoa, Chordata, Actinopteri, Salmoniformes, Salmonidae. The transcript is spliced from 3 exons. Bases 1 to 627 code for a protein of 208 amino acids.